AUGUUGUUGUACAUGUGGUGGAAGGUACACACAACCAGCUCGAGGGAACGCGUGAUCCAGCUGCGGGUCAACGGACGUGUCGUCCCGCUGUGCAUGAAGCUCGGCGCGGCGGGAGAGGCAUUCUUCGUGGAGCGGGUCCAUAACCCCCUGCGGAGAGACCUGGCGACGUCGCCGCUGACCUCCCCCCUGCGAGAAGGGCGGAUCGACGCGGAUGCACCGGACAAUAACGGCGGCGCCGGCGGGCAGUGGGAUGAGGAGUCCGGUGCUCAGGAUGAUUGGGAAUCGAGAAAACCCAAGAGCGGUCGCCGGAAGCACAACGCCCGGCGUGCCCGAGGCAGACGCGCCACGAGCGACAUGGACGAGUCCUGUCUGGCUUCGGUAGCGAGCGUCGAAGAGGCAGGAGGGGCCAGGAUGACAAGAGCGUCCACGGCGGCGGAGUCCUCGACCGGCACGCCGUGGCCUUCAUCGCCGCCGGCGACGGCGGCAGCGGUCAUGUCGAGAGCAAGGUCACUCCAGGACCACCUGGGAGGCGGUAGCGGUAGCGGUAGCGGCGACGAGGAGCCGACAGCGGUGGCGUGGGCGAUCGGGGCGGAGGAGAUCAGCGGCAGCAGCGGCGGCGAAGGCGGCGAAGGCGGCGGCGGGGUGACGACGGGGGCCGGCGGCGCGCCGUCGUUGACGCAGGACAACGGGCCGCCUCUGGUCUCGGCUUUCCGGGGGAACGAAGGCGGCGGCGGGGCCCUGGCAGUAGCCCCUUCCCGUCCUGUCCCCGGCGUCGAUGCAGGCGGUGCGGGGCAGACUGGGUACCAUCACCCCCCGUCUACCGGCGGCGGUGAGCGGCAGGACGCACCGGGCGUUGCCCGGGCGCCCCUGGCGAAGCCAUCCCCACCUGCUUCGUCGGGUGGUGGUGUUUUCGUUGCCGCUGGUGUGGGUACCGGGGCCAGUUUGUCCGCGGACCCCUCUGCUGCGGGAGAGAGAGGCGCCGCGGACGCGGCGGCCGGACAGCCACAAGCGCCGUCGGCUUCGCCGUGGAUAGGCCGCGGCGGCAGCGAUGACGGUGGCAACGACGAUGAUGGCGGCGGCGGCGGCGGCGGCGGCGGCGAUUCUCCGUCACCUCCGCCCGCUGCUGCCGCCGUCCACCCCCCGCAAGGGGUAGCGAGCGGUGGCGGCGGCCACGACGACGAGACGGCGAUGAGAAUCUGCGUGACCGACGUCCUACUCGAGACGGAGGAGAGCGAGUCUUCUUGUCUCCCCCAGCCGCCGGGGGAAGGGGGGGAACUGCGCCACCCCUCCUUGUUGCAGGCGCUAGCGCCAGGACCGGCUGCGCUGCAUGGCGUCGCGUUGCCAGCAGCAGCAGAAGGCGGCGGUAUUUCUCGAGCUCACGAGGACGAGCCUCGCGGCACGGACGAGGGCCGUGGGCCGCCGUCCGGCCCCGGCGUGACGGCGGCAGCGGUCACGACGACGAAGAGGGAGCCCGAAGCGGUGCGGGUGAGCGAGGGCGACCACCUCGCACUCGCGCACCUUCUCCUGAGAGCGCGCGAGGACAGCAGCUGCCUGCCGAGCCACCGCGAAGACCAGGACAAGGGUGAUGACCCACUGCCGCCAGCAACCGCCGUGGGGGCUCCUGCUGCCGGAUCAGCCGUGGGAGCGGUAGAAGCGAGACAGGCGGGCGCGCCGCCGCCGUCCCAGGAGCCAGGACUGGCGGCUUCGGCAGCGGCCGCCUCCCUCCCACCCCAGGGGUGCAUCUUCCCGGGGGACGUGGAGUCUGAGAUGAACCAGGAGGUGGUGGCGAUAGAGACGCUCUCGGCUGACGCAGAGGCCUGGCUCACGGGUGAGCCCGCUAGCGGCGGCAAGGAGAUGGCGGCGCAGCGCGUCAUCGUGGCCUCUGCGUCUGGCUCGUCGCUCGACGACAAGCCCAGAAGCAGACACGGCUCGAACGUCGACUUGAAAGGUUUCCACACGCCGCACGGGGGCUCGGCGACGGACCUGACGGAGCUGUCUCCCGCCACCGAGCGAGGGGCUGGCGAGGUGGGCAUGGGCAGCCUUCUCGCCGCCGUCGCUGCCGGUGCAGACACUACGAUGGCGAGAGGCGGCCCCGAUGACGAUGACGGCGGCGGCGCCAGCAGAGAAGGGUGGGGGCAGCCUCGGAGCCCCCCGCGGGAGGGGGGCGUGACGCCCCCCGGCGGUUGGAGCGUGGGACCCCGGAGCCAGAGCGGGGCGGCGGCGGGAACGCGGGGGGGUUCCACGACGCCGUCGGGUGGUCGGCGUGCCGCCGCCGCCGCCGCCGCGGCCGAGGGAGGCGUGUUUUUGGGUGAACCUGGCCAAUCAACGACGGGCGGGAAGGCGGGGUUGCCGGCGGCGGGGCCUCCCAGGAGGACCGCCCCUUCGUCUCCGCCCGUUAUGUCCCUCUCGGGGCACCUUAUCGGGCCCGAGGUCAGGCGCGGGCAGGGGAGCGGGGAGGUCAACAAGUGGGCGCGAGAUGCGUUCAUGAAGGAGGCGGUGACGUGGGAAGACUUCUCGCGGUACCCGCAGGAAAUCGUCCAAGACCCGAGGUUGCUGGUGGCGGUGGAAGGCUGUCUCCUAAGCUUGUCGGAGGCCCUUCCCCACUUGAUCGCGGCCUCCGUCUUUGGGAACUCCCUGCCCCAGCCGUCCGUUGCGAGAGGAGAGGCUCCACGGGGCGGGUCUCACGCGGAAGCAUCGCCGGCCGGCGGCCGCGCCGGCGGCGGGGACUGCGACGGCGGCGGGGGCGGUACCGACGGCGACAGGGAGGAGGCCGGCAGCUUCUGCGCCCAGGACGGCAGCACCGGCGGCGGAAGCUCGUCCGUUCUCGCCCAAGACCUCGUCGGUGGCACGGCGAGCAGGGGCACCGAAGCCGCAGCAGCAGCAGCAGCAGCGGGAGCGGGGGGGGCGUACGGCGGCGGCGGUGCCGCCUCCGAUGUGGGUGGGGUCGCACCGGCCUCCGACGGAACCAUGGCCGGCUCCGAAGAGGCGGAGGGAGCGGCGGGGGGGUACUGGGGGCUGUCCGGUUGGUUCAGCCGCCGCUCCGGGAUGUCCCCGCCUCUCCCCAUGGGGGAAGAGCCGGGUGCUGGGUUGGCGAGCGACCAGAGGCUGUCGAUGGCGGGUUCCGAUGGGCGAGCCUCUUGGUCGAGGAAGGGCGGCGGGGCGACGGUGGUGGCGGCGGCGGGGGGAGGGAAGGCCGCCGGGUCCGGUCGCCGCGUUCGCAGGGGCUCGUGGAGGGGGUCUCCGUCGCCGCUGUCGAUCGAGGUCGUGGGGGCCGGGGAGCUGAAGCGGAGCCGCGGAGCCGGCGACGUGUCGGAGAGCGACGAGGACGAGGACCUUUACGGGAAGACGCUGCGGCCGACAUCGGAGCAGCUGGCGGCUUUGAGGCUCAGGCCGGGGUGCAACACGAUAGAGUUUGUCGUAAACGUGGCGGGUCAGGCGGAGCGCGUGGUGUCCGCGCGGGCCUUCCUUUGGGGCAGCGGGGCUAGGGUUGUCGUCUCGGACAUCGAGAACACCAUCGCCAGAAGCGGCGGCGGCGGCUCCGGUAGGGGAUCCUUUUCUCAAGUCAUCGGCCCCGGCGUCCAUAAAGACGUGUCGACGCUCUUCUCCAAGAUCUCCGGGAACGGCUACAAAAUCCUCUACCUCACCAACCGACCGCUGCCAGACUGGCACGCCAAGAGGGGGGCGGCGGCGGCGGCCGAGGGAGGCGUCGCCCUCCCCAGGGGACCGGUACUGUGCCCCCCCGAGGUGCUGUUCCGCGGCACGUCGUCGAAGGAUAGGCGCAGCCACCACGAGGUGUUCAAGAUGACGGCGCUGCGGGGCCUCAAGCUCAUAUUCCCGGCAGACGUUAACCCCCUCUAUGGGGGCUUCGGCAACUCCGUCAGCGACAUGGUCGCCUACAAGAAGAUGGCGGUACCCGAAGGGCGCAUCUUCCUGAUCAACUCCAUGGGCGAGCUGCACAACAUAAACCACACGUACCGGCAGACGUACCUGUCCCUCAGCAGGCACGUCGACCUCACCUUUCCCCCCCUCCCCGACGACGGGGCGGACGAUUCCUUCGACGGCCACGAGGUCGAGGACUACUAUGCCGACAACGACGACGGUGAUGACUACGUCGAUGAUGACGGUGAUGUUGACGCCGAGAUCGAUGACGCGGUCGGCAGCGGCAGCGGCAGCGGCAGCGGCGGCGGCGGCGGCCAGGAUGUUGGUGGGAGCUCGACAGGGGUUCCGAAGUCGGUGUCGUCAUCGUCGUCUUCUUCCGUUGCAGGCGGCGGCGGCGGACCCGGUGGGGCUGGUGACGGUGCUGACGGUCCAGAUGGCGGCGGCGGCUGUGGUGGCGGCGGAGGCGUGUCCCCCGCUACCGGUGCAUCCGUUGCCGAUACCGACGGCCGAGAUAUCAACGGAUUUGUCCCAGCGCUUGGAGGCGAACGCGGCGACGGGAGCAAGAGCAAAGGUCAGGCUAGCCGCCGCCCUUCCCUGGCCGACAGCGGUAGCAGCGGCGGCGGCGUCGGCGGAAUCGGAGGGAAGGAGGCGGCGAGUUCCAAGGCGAAGGGGGCCCCGACGAUUCCGCGGAGGUGGGAGGAGGUGGCGCCGCGGCGGGAGAAGAGCUUCUACCCCAACCGCGCCGCCGUCGAGGACAGGUUCACCGACCUCAAUUUUUGGAGGGACCCGCCACCGCUUAUCGGCGAUGAUGAUGACGACGAUGACGAGGAGGAAGAUGACGACGAGAGUCAGCGUGAAGAGGACGAAGCCGAGAAGGCCGUGGCGGCCGGAGAGGGGGAGGAGAAUGGGGUGGCGGGCGGGAAGGACGAUUCGGAACGGGAAGACUGAUUUGGAACGCCCGGUGCGACAGGAUUAGUUCGUGUAGGAGUACGGGGACAGUGUGUGCGCUUUGCUGUCCAGCAGCCCGCGGGGUGUAUCAGCGUCGCGCGAUGUUAGAGAACCAUACUCUUAGUGCAACAAUAGUAAUGUAGUCGGUAGAAUAACUGGGAACACGGGAACGAUGCACCCGUUUGCUGUGCAGCAGCCUGAAAAGGGUUUUGUGUUCGUUCGUGUUUGAGUGUCCGAUGAUAUGUCCGGGCCGUGAUGGCCCUCUUGUUCGUUUGGUUUGUUUUUUGUUUGUCUGGUUUGCUCAGUACGUGGUUCAAGUGCUAGAACAGUAUUAAACAUGUUUCGUAUUCUACUAGGGUUCGGCGUGCGGCGACGAGGGCCUCGUUGUGGGGCACCGCAGAGGGCGGAUGGGUAGGGUGUCGGCCACGGUUAAAUAAUGGAACGGGCACCGUAUCUCUCACCCCGUUUUGUCGUACACAAAAAAAGUGUAACUGUUAAAUUGUCUGGUCAAAUCUGUGAGUGUAUGUGGUGUGUUCUGCCGCAGGGUGAGCGCUCGGUACAGGGGUGUGCUAUUGUUUAUCCCUGGUGUCGACUGUAGUGUUCCGUUCCCCGUAGCGAGGAGGAAUGGGUCUCGGGGCUUUGGAUGUGCGGUGAUAGUCAUAGGGGUAUUGGUGGUAGGGGGGCGUACUCGUGUUUUGCUUGCCUUCGACCAUUGGUCGCGCGUGCUCGAGAGGACGUAGCGGGAGGUGGAGGGCGUUGGCGAGCUGGGAUGGACAAGAGCCGGGAGGGAUCAUGCGCUACAUUUUUCCGUGUCAUUUUACCCGAGGCUUGUUGUCUCUUUUUUCCUCUGUAGACUAGAAACUAACACAGCGGCUAGAGUGUCAGGUUUUAUUGCUGUGGGAUUUUUCUCGGGUGGAAACCUGGUCGUUGGUCAAGUUCUUGACUAUUUUCUGUCUUUGUUACGUGUGGCUCUGCAUGUGCCGUGCGGUGGCGGUGGGAUGUGUGUGCAUGUGAGUGGGGAUGCAGCGGGGUGUUCACAGAUGUGUAGGAUGCAGCCACAGUUCGCAGGUGUGUUUUGCCUUCGGCCGCCUGCUGGUGCUUUAGGCGAAAUAGACUUUUCACAUGCGUGUAAUCCCGCCUUCGAGAGAGGAGGGCAUCGCAACAUGACGAUAGGUCAAGAGCUUUCUUUGUCUUGGCUCUUUUUACUAUUUUUUGCUCAGCUGGUUGUUCACUUGUCUCUCCGAAGCCGUGUGUGAAGUCGCUAAUUCAAGUAUUAUUGAGCGAUCUGGCGGGUUGUUUUUGGGAGCUUUCCAUCAUUGGUCGGCUGCUUGGUGUGUUGCUGUACAAUCAGUCGUCCGUUUGCUUUUUUUUUUGUUCACCUAGGGGAUUCGGCUCAAUCCUGUUCUCUUUGAGAGGGUGCCUGUUGUUGGAACUUGGUCAUCAUCAUGUCGAUGGUAUGCCGGGAGCCCCGUUGGUUGGAGGUUGUUCA
This is a messenger RNA of Ectocarpus siliculosus, 6316 nucleotides long. Lineage: Eukaryota; Phaeophyceae; Ectocarpales; Ectocarpaceae. The record is from the annotation of a GenBank genome assembly.